ACACUUUAGGACAUGUAAAUGCAAAUGUAGUAAGUAUAGAUUAACAAUUUAUCUCUCUCUGGCGCUCUUCUCAAGACUACCAUGACUCCUCCCUGUCUUUAGUCUCCUCCGCAGCUCAGCCGUCUCCCCACCGUGACUCUAUUCCGGCGGCCACCUUCUCAAAAUUUCCGACCAGAAUUUUCUUCUGCUUUUGGAAUCCUGAUGUUGAGGGUUACUGAUUUAUGGGGUCAGAUUUCGUGUGGGGUGCUUCCUCUGUGCUAGAUCUUGGAUCUAAAAUUCUUUACGGGGUGAUUUGUACUAUUUUUUUUUUCUCCGUUCACUCAUCGCUGGGUUCAUACUGUCGAUUACAGUUUCUACCUCAUCUCUGAGGCUUUGUUUUGCUCCUCCGUCUCUUAACCACGAGCCGCUUCUCCGCUGAUGUCGACGCCUCCCAUCCUUUCCCGAAGCUUUUCCCCUCCUCUGUCAAUGGAGUCUCCUGAAGCUGUUUCAUCUGGGUUUCUCCCCCUGCCGCCUGAACCAUCAGACCCCAAUCUCGACGUGUUGUUUCCGAUGUUUCCCCCUGUCCCUCCAGUUCCCCCGACCCUCCACCGAUUCUCAUAGAUGUAGGUGUGCUAUCUGUCCAUCCUCUGGUGAUGCAUCCUUUACAAGAUGAAGCCGAUCUCUCCAGCUCUCUCACCACCAGACGAGUCUCCUCCUUCCUCCAACUAAUCCCGGUGUCAAAGCCGAGAAACUUGGUCUCUUGUGGCGAAUAUGUUUCGUUUAAUUAUCAACAAGAGGCAGGGGGUAUUGAGAUCUCUGUGGCAAGGUUCUUGGGGUUACUGACAGCUGACUGCAAGCUUAAUUUCCUUCAAUACUCAACACCUCAAGUUCGCGAGGACUGGACUUCGAAUGUUGAGAUAUUGGUGGUGGUGGGUUUUCUGUAUGCAGCUUUUAUUACCUCAGUGAAACUUCUUGGAGUGCAGCUCUCCACUGCAAAGUGCAGUUCUCAGUCAAAGCCGGUCUUUCAUUCGAAACCUUGGUCACAUGUCGUUGGACUCAUCUCCCUUUGCUCCAUGCUUUCGCAAGGUUUGUCUAUUUGGCCAUGGCGGUUCGCCUCACAGCAAUCAAUCUUGUGGAAGAGGUGUUUGGUAGCCUCUGAGUUUACUGAUGUACCCUCCCUAAUCGGGUAUGUUGAGAACUUCCCGACUUGUUCGGCUUAUGGAACGUGGAUCGUGAGUUCUACUCAAAACGGCAAAGCUGUAACGCUGCAGAAAGUUCUACACCAGUCAUUAUCAUCUGGAUUCUCAAGUCUUCAGAUUCUAGAGGACUCAAUUGUCUUCUUCUUUGCCCUGUGCUCGGGGUUGGUUUUGAUUGAGAUUACGGGUUUCUUCAUAGGUAGGAACCUUGUCCCUCUCGUCAUACCGUUAUCAUGUCUUUAUAAUAUAGGUUCAGCCUUCUGUUUAACUGUUGUUGCUUUUGUAAUGGGUGGUGUCCCCAAACUUUGUGGUUAAAGUACUCUGUUUGGAGUUUAUGAAAUAAAAACGUU
This is a messenger RNA of Raphanus sativus (radish), 1525 nucleotides long. RefSeq lists its product as uncharacterized. The transcript has 2 exons. The record is from RefSeq and is a predicted model, not a curated record. NCBI's taxonomy places the organism in Eukaryota, Viridiplantae, Streptophyta, Magnoliopsida, Brassicales, Brassicaceae. Bases 633 to 1490 code for a protein of 285 amino acids.